This is a messenger RNA of Grus americana (Whooping crane), 8422 nucleotides long. It is a transcript of the gene SNAP47, whose product is annotated as synaptosome associated protein 47. The record is from RefSeq and is a predicted model, not a curated record. Lineage: Eukaryota; Metazoa; Chordata; Aves; Gruiformes; Gruidae. The coding region runs from base 101 to 1228 and encodes 375 amino acids. Gene Ontology annotation, biological process: synaptic vesicle priming; exocytosis; synaptic vesicle fusion to presynaptic active zone membrane. Gene Ontology annotation, cellular component: SNARE complex; plasma membrane. Gene Ontology annotation, molecular function: SNAP receptor activity; syntaxin binding. The transcript has 5 exons.
CCUCAAAAGGCUGCCUGAGACUUCCGUGUCUACAGCUAGAGUUUCUCCUUCUGGCUUUGAGAGUGUUGCUCCUGUAGAAGAGGAUCUGAACGGCAAGCUGAUGAACGAAGACAUACGUAUCCAUAGCUGGCCUUGUUCUUACUACUUGGACACCGGUAAACAAUGGGUUUCUGGCAGACUCUUGCUGACUCCUGUUGCGAUCAAAUUUACAGCUGACAAGACUGGGGAGCUUUUGGUCAACUUCCAUCUUUCUAGUAUUAGUGAGAUCAAGAAGGAAUCUUCAAAUUUAAUCUUCAGCUCCCUUACCAUCUUAGAGAAGAACACCAAGCACUGGUUCAGUUCUCUGCAACCCAACAGAAAUGUGGUAUUCAACAUCCUUGAGCACUUCUGGAGGGAGCAGUUGCUGUCAAGCCAAGGUGCAGGAGCAGAAGCAGCAGCUUUGCAGUCAACAAAGGGAAAAGAACUGACCGGGUUAUUGACUGGAUCGCAGAAACGACUGGAGGAUACAGCAAAAGUGCUGCAUUACCAAGGCGAGCAGUUUGAUAACAUCAUGAGAGGACUCAACAAGAUCGAAGGGGAUAUGGAUGUAGCAGACAGGUUGUUGACUGAGCUUGAGUCUCCUUCUUGGUGGCCGUUUAGCAGCAAGCUCUGGAAAGCGCCAUUGGAAAGCAAGCCAAAGGAAACUGCCACAGUUUCCGAUUCGAAGAACCAGGAAGGAAUCAUAAUUAGAAUUCCAGUUAUUAUCACCCACAGAACAGACUCAAAUGUCAAGCCAGGAAAACUCACGCUCUUCGCUUCUGGCCUGGAAAUCAGUGACUGCAAUUCUCAGGUCAUUCACCGGUUUGAAUCAAAGGAUGUGGAUGAUAUCAGAGUUCAUACGCCAUAUGAAAUCAGUGUCCGUCAGAGGUUUAUUGGGAAGCCUGACACCUCUUACCGGCUCUUGUCAGCAAAGAUGCCAGAAGCGAUCCCCAUCUUGGAGAUGCAGUUUAGCAAGAAGAUGCAGUUUUUAGAAGAUGCCCUAGGAUUUGUUGGUGCCAGGAAGUCUCCUCAGGUAGAUUUGGGGACUUCCAUUUGGCAAGCAGCCACAGGACUCCUGGGAGGAGUGGUGCAGCCCGGCUCUCCGGUGGGAGGCAAAGAAGGGAUGGACAGUGAGCAGGUUCAGCUGGAGAAGCAAGAGAAGAUCUCCCAGGAAGAAGCAAAAGAGCUUAAACAGAGCUGGAAGCCCUGAGCGGUCUGCAGUUCCGAUUGGGUGCCUGAGUAAACGACCUCACCAGGACUCCAUGAAGGGACGUUUAUGUUAAAAACCACAGAGUUUGUGGCGGUGUGAGCUGCGUUCCAUAGCUGUGCUAUAGAGCUGGAGGAAGAAAAGCCUACGAAGGUCCUGUGGUCUCUGGCUGAGCUGCUGACUCCUGCCUCGCUAUGGCUGACAUAAUGGCACUGGGUGUGGGAGGGGGUAUGAUAAUAUUAGCUUAAGGGAUGUGGUUGAGGGGGGCGGAAUUUACUAAAUUUGAAUUUAUUUUGCCAAACCAGUGCUUUCUAAUUUCUGAAACUGUUCCUGCCAAAGAACUGUUGCCUGAUAUUUACUGUCUGCAGAUCGUGUGUACCAUGAAGACAGAGAUAGUAUUAAAGAAGUUAAUUCUGUAACAUCGGCGGGGGGGAACACAUCCCAGUGCAUAUCUUUGACAUUUUCUUCCUCGAUGUCUUCUUGGGUCUAGAUGGCUCUAUUUCAGUCCUUUGCUACUUUCAGAGUCUCUUCAGUGUUUAUUUACCCUUUUAUCAUGCCCUCAUUUCAGGAAAUCAUAACCGUUAGGUCAGAGAAAAAGUGUUUUGUUGAGGAACCAUUCAUUCCAAGUGCUAAAUACCAAAUUUGCUCAUAGGGUUGCCUUGUUCCAUGGCCUGUAGUGAUCAACAGACAACUGAUCUUAACAGACACGUGUAAUGACCAUGCCCAGGACUUAUUUUUUUGGACAGCAUAAUACAGGGAGAGAACUGAGGUCCUUACAAAUAGCACUUUUGUAUUUGCUCGUGUGUAACUUAAGUAUUUAAUGGUACCAAAAUAAAAGGUGGUAGUGAAGCCGGUGGAGCUGCUUGAGUAUUUUUUUUUCCAGGCGAGGCCAGUGCUAUGUUAGUGGCACCAUGAGUGCUUAGUACUCCUAGAGAAAGUAAGUGAAAUCAGACUUCUGUAUCAGUCCAAGAAGAAUUAAUGAGAAAUCAGCCACUAAGAAUAAGAUAGUAAACUGUGACCCUUACAUACUGUCCACAUAGCCACUGGCUCAAAAGAACAGAUGCUUUAAAAUUUGUCUGCUUUUAUGUACUUCAGAUACAAGGGACCAGCUGUCCUGCCAAACUUGCCUGUUCCUGUGUUUUCUGUGCUCAGAAGUUUUGUGCUACAAGAGACAGCCUGAUUUUCUGGAGCAGGCAGGAGCACUUUUGCUAGUGGGUGGUGUAGAGCUUGAGUAUUUGUACACCAAAUGCAACUCUGGAACAAGGUGAAGGGACAUCUGUGCUUUGCAUAGCUACAUGCAAGUGCUGGUAGUGGCAAUCCCAAACAGGAAGCAUGUUAAAGCAACACAAAUCCAUAGAUUUUUGUUAUGGUAAGUUGCACUUGUCUCAUGAGGCAUUGACAAAUGUCCUCUAGCAAAUUGUUGCAGCGGUUUAAGUUGUUUCUGCUCUCUGCUGUCUCCCUGCCCACUUCCAGAUGCAGCAGGAGAGGAUGUGGACAGGCCUCUUAAUCUUUUUGGUGCAAGAUCACUCAAUCCUUAUUGUGGAUUUGAGCUUGUAAUGGGACUGUGAAUUGGAAUAUUUUAGGUGUUGUCCCCCUUUCUUGCUCUCCUUCACUAUGUUCAGCACAGAGAUGAAGCACUGUAUUAAAUUGUGAGAAGUUAUCACUGUCAAAACCUCUGUUUGCACAGCAGUUCAGAGCACUGCAAAUGCCAGUUCUUUGUGCCUUAACAGAUGAAUUUGGCUGGGGAAGCAGCAUUCAAGACUUGUUUCUGGUUAUAUGUGCUCUGUUCUAGCAUUCAGACCUCACUUGCACAGGGAUAGUGGAGUGGAUCUGUGGUGGGUUGACCCUGGCUGGGGGCCAGGUGCCCACCAGAGCCGUUCUAUCACUCCCCUCAUUCACUAAACAGGGGAAAAAAAGUAUAACAAAAAGCUUGUGGGUCGAGAUAAGGACAGGGAGAGAUCACUCACUAAUUAUCAUCGUGAGCAAAACAGACCGAACUUAGAGAGGGAAUUCAUCUAAUUUAUUACCAGGCAAAACAGAGUAGAGGAAUGAGAAAUAAAAUCAACUCUUAAAACACCUCCCCCCACCCCUGCCAUCUUCCCGGGCUCAACUUCACUCCUGGCUUCAACCUCUGCCCCCCCCCAGCAGCACAGGGGGACAGGGAAUGGGGGUUACGGUCAGUUCAGCACACGGUGUUUCUGCUGCUUCUUCAUCCUCAGGGGGAGGACUCCUCUCAUCGUUCCCCUGCUCCAACAUGGAGUCCCUCUCACGGGAGACAGUCCUUCAGGAACUUCUCCAAUGUGAGUCUCUCCCAUGGGGUGCAGACCUUCACGAACUGCUCCAGCGUGGUCUCUCCCACGGGGUCACAAGUCCUGCCAGCAAACCUGCUCCAGCGUGGGCUCCCCUCUCCAUGGGUCCACAGGUCCUGCCAGGAGCUUGCUCCAGCAUGGGCUUCCCACGGGGCCACAGCCUCCUUCAGGUGCCUCCACCUGCUCCGGCGUGGGGUCCUCCACGGGCUGCAGGUGGAAUCUCUACACCCCCUCAUCCUUCCUCCAUGGGCUGCAGGGGGACAGCCUGCUUCACCAUGGUCUUCACCACGGGCUGCAGGGGGAUCUCUGCUCCGGUGCCUGGAGCUCCUCCUCCCCCUCCAUCUGCACUGACCUUGGUGUCUGCAGAGUUUCUUACAUCUUCUCACUCCUCUCUCCGGCUGCAAAAGCCCUCUCUAACUGUUUUUUUUUCCCUUCUUAAAUAUGUUAUCACAGAAGCAAUGAUUGGCUUGGCCUUGGCCAGCGGUGGGCCCGUCUUAGAGCCGGCUGGCAUUGGCUCUAUCAGACACAGGGGGAGCUUCUAGCAGCUUCUCACAGAAGCCACCCCUGUAGCCCCCCCCGCUACCAAAACCUUGCCAUGCAAACCCAACACGGGAUCUCAGGGAGGAUUUCAGGGAAUUCAAACUGCAAUUGGCAGUACUUCCUGCACAGUGACACUGUAUCUUAUUGUUGGUUACUCAGUGUAUUGAGAUGGUAGAAUGUAUUUCACAAGCUUUAGCUAAAUUGCAUUGUUAUGAUGGCAUCUCAGGCCCCAAACUAAACUUAGGUCUCCAUUGUAAGAUCUUUAGGAUACAGUCUCUGUUUGUACAGUGCCUGGCUUCAGGUUUAGGUCUUCAGGUGGUGUGGCAAGGUGAUGAAGUAAUAGAGCUAAGUAGUGGACUGGUUCAUGGGCUUGGAGCCCUCUCCCAUCAUUCCGUCUGUGUCUGUGCUGUGACUGUCUCCAGCUAAGCUGGUUGCUCAGUUCUCGCCUGAGCCAAAGCAGAGAGGAACGGGCAGUGUUUGAACUCUUCCUUAAGCAGGUACAUAAAACAGAGCAGAUGAAUCAUGACCUAAACUGCACUGUGUUAUCUAGGUCCCUAUAGUAUGUACAAGAACUUGGGGUACAUAGCUUGGGUGGACGCCUCUUCUUCCAGCAAGGCCCAAGUCUGCUUAGUUGAACACUUAGGGUGGAUUUGGAGAGCAGUGACAAAUUUACUUCCUUGGUUUUUGCAGCAAGAACUCUGUGCGUGGGAAUAUUAGGUAAUUUGCCUGAAGUCGCACAGAAAAUCUGUGGCAGAGCCAUGGAGCUAAGUAAGUCAGAAUUUCCAAAUUAUAAUCUGGUGGCAUAAAUCUGAGGCUGUCUCCAUGUGAGAUUGACCAGUGCCUGAGGAAAUGCGCCUUUAAAAUGCGUCUUUGAUGGGCUCAUACCUGCUGUUUGGCUUUGUGUAACAGAUAGAGUUUCAUGCUGAGUUUUCAUGUCUUGGUUCACCAUCCAAAUUACGUGCUGGCACAGAAGGCACUGCUGCUCUGAGCAGCUGACAGAACUGGAGCAGUGAUAACUAGACAUCUUGCCAUCGUUUUGCUUUGCAAAAAUAGUGACCAGCUUUGGCCAGACUUCAGAUUCCAGUAACUCUUUCCAGCAAGCUCUGUGAGCUGUGCUGGAAAAGCAUCUUAACCGUUUUGGGUCCCAUUGGAUUCAGUAGCAGCACUCGGCUUGAACGGUUGAAGCUGCUGACAGACAAAGGGUUAAGGGAUUUAUUACCAGACUCUUAGGCAAAGAGAAUUAAGAGAUGAAAGUGAGCCGCUUGCCUUUUAUUUUUGUGUGUGAGUAACCACAUCGUCAUCGCCCGCUGCGUUUCAAGGCAGAGCCUAAUUGGCAGGUGAACUGAGCAGAGCCCUGUAGCCAGCUGAGUUUCCAUUUUACUGCUUUCGUAUUUUAAAAGCUUUUCUGUUCUCAACAAUUGUGUCUUUUUCUGUAUUUUAAAUGUUAAGUAUGCUGUAAUGAAUGCAAAGCCUAUCGAAAGUAAUCUGGUUUGAAACUAGAAAUAAACUGUUUUUCAUGGCAAACCUGGGCCUUUUUGGCACAACUUUGAUUUACAAAUAAGUUGGGUGCCCUUGGAGAGAUGGGGAAGGGGGAGUGUCCCUGCUUCCUUUCUGAAUCCUCUCGUGCCAGCCCCUGCUUUGCUGCCUAGCUCUCUUGGAGGCUUGCAUUGCCUGUCACAACAUUUACCUUCUGUGUUCGCCUCUGUGGAUUUCAGAGAUGAACUGGGUGAGGACACAGCUCAGGAAAGCUGAACUUAUCACACCGCUAAGGGUGCUUAGGGAGAAACCUCCGAAAGUGUGUGCUUUGUUGCAGUAGAAGGUGGAGGUGUUGAAUGGCCAGAGGGACCAUUCUGGAGCGUGCAUCAAGCCAUGAUCUAGAAAGUGUCGGCAGCUGCUGCUGCUUUUAUUCUGCUGAGCUGGGAGACAAAUUUUGGGAUGCUCUUGCAUAAAACUUUUUAGUAAACUUGUUGAAAAAAUGUCAGCGUGGACCAUCUUUAAAUUAUCUGCAAAUGACAAAGCACAUUGUCUUUCGCUGCCAUCCUUUAGGAUGUACUGAAUGAGUGAGGUCUCUUCUCUUUUAAACUAGUAUAGAGAAUUAAAAGUUUACUGGAGUGGAGGCUGAAACCCUAUCAUCUUCUCUCAGCUGAAUGUUGAAGCUGGCCCUGCUCUUAGUUGGGUGGAAUGGACCAGAAGACCUUCAGAGGUCUUUUCCAAUCUUAAUUACACGUGACUUUAUGAAUGGUAGGAGUCAUUUCAUGUAGUACUGGCUAUUUUAUUUUAUGUAUUUAUAUGUAUGUUUGUAGAUAUAAAAUAUAUGCAGAAGAAGCUCAAAGGAAGGACUGAGGGAGAGUCACCUCUGAACUUCCCAUUUCCAAGUAAUACAGUUAUUUCUCAGGAGAGGCAAGACCUUAAUCCAGACCCGGGUUCUGAAUCACACCCAUGAUAGAUCUGAUCAUAUCAUUUUUCUUUUUGGUGCGUGGCCUACACCUGUCUACCACGUCCAGUUUGGGGAAUUCGGCCUUGCUUUCUUACAGAACCUGACGUGUAUCAUUUGGGAUAGAAACAGAGUGGGUUUUAGCUUGUAGUUCUGGUAAGAACAGAAAAAGGUAGAUUAAGCUUGAUCCAUGAUUUAGUUUUGUAUUUUUGCUUUGGCAGCCAAAUUGCAAAAACAGUUAUUCACACAGACGUAUUUCUAGCUGCUUGUGAUUUAUGGAAAGAGCUGAGAGAUAUUUUACGAGAUAAAUCUCUCUACUGUGGCUGACGUCCAGCUUUAGUCAAAGCAUUUUGUCUGCGUAAAAUUCCCCUGCCAUUCCAGCUAGAUAUGAUAUUCCUCGCUGGUUUUCUCAAACCAGUAACUUGCAUAGCUGCAAACGAUGAGACUGCUGUGGAAUUCAGACCCAUGUGUGGAUAAAGCUGAUGUUUCACAGCAGCUUUCUGGGGGAAGAUUAUAUAUAUAUAUAUAUCUCUCUCCUAAAAGGAAAACAAGAAAGCAGAGUUUGCCAGUUGCUUUGAGAAAAAUAAGAUUAAACAUGUACAGAGUAUAACUCUGUUCUCCUAUUUUACUAAAAGCCACAGAUUAAUUUUGUUAGGCUGCAGAUCUGGUGUCUUCAGUAGCGUUACCUGGAUGCUCAUGUACCACAGUAUUUGUGGGAUAAUUUGCUUUCUUGGAGACUCUUAUUGUAAUUGAUUGGAUAAACUGCUCUUAUUAAGCAGGCAGUGUGAGGAUAUCCUCAUGGACCCAUCCAUGGAUGCCUGAGGAAGCAGAUCAUGUAGGCCAGCAGAGACAACCCCUUUAUGAUCUGAAGUGACUGAGAAGCUGGAUUUUCAGUUGGUAUGAUAUGAUGCUUUUAAAUCUCCCUCUGAUGUGUCUGAGGGAAGGCAGCUGAGGUCUGCCUGUCAGGCAGGUGCUUUCAGUUCAUGCAGCAGGCUUAUUAAGGGAGUAGCCACAAGAGGGAAGAAAAGGCAAUGAUAUAACUCAUGCCUUGGACUGCUGCUAAAAGGAGCCAGCGUUACAGGGUAAGGAAUUAAGACAGAUUUUUCUUGUGUUGUUUGGAUCUCUGCACUUGGACUUGGUUGUGUGAAAUGAUGAAAAUAAAAGUUGAGUAGGUCCCAUAAGUCAGUGUAUGGUACCAUUAGGGAUGUCUCCUAGCCUUAAGAAUGCGUCAGCCUGACCUCCUUUCACUUCAGAGGCUUCUGCCCUGUCCAGACCAGUAUCUACAGGCUUUUUCAGACAACAAGGUCUCCUCACAAUUUUGGAGUAGUUCAGGGUAUUUGCUUACAGUCCCGCAUAUGAACAGUAAUUUGCUAAGUGUAGUGUAAACUGGUUGAUACGUAAAACAAUGCUUGCAGCCUGGAAUAGAGCUGUAGCCAGUGCAUCUGUUUUUUCUCAUCUCAGGUACAGCGUCAGCCUCUUGGCCGCCUGAUGUCUGUUCCUACCACACCACCCUCUAGUCCCUUGAAAAUUAUUUGUUUGGUUGCCUAAAUCUCACUUUUUCCUUUUUGCUCCAUCCAAUGACACUCUUUAGUGGAUUUUAAUAAACGUUUUCUGUCCUUUGACCUGGUCCCUGCCUAGCCUUGCUAUGCCUUCAGCCGCCCGAUCGCCUCCUGGUUUUGCACCAGCCGUACUCUCUCUCUGCAUUGGCUCUCAACAUGCGCAGCCUCUCAGGAGAAGCUACUGCUCUCAGAUGCAGACGUGCCAAGGAGAUAACGAAAGAGCCAGCAAAAAGCUGAUGUUUACACUGAGUUUUUGUUUCCAGUUUAUCCCCUGCCCCCCCCCCCCCCCGCCCCAUAAUCCUAACAUCUCAGCUUUGAUUUUUCUGGUCUUUGGUUCAUUGUUUGGUUCAUCUCA